CGGGAGGCCGGGAGACCUGCUCCGCCCGGCCCUCGGUGGGUGAGUGCGAGCGGCGGGUGGGGCCUCCGCGGACUGAGGCACCGGGAGCCGGGGCGACGCCUGUCAUCGCUCUAGGCCCAGCGGGAGGACGCGCCAACAUCCCUGCUGCUGUGCUGAGCCCGGGGCGUGCCCGCCGCUGCUCCCACCACUGGGCCGGGCUGAGGCCGCCCGGGGGCCCUGUUCCUCGGCAUUGCGGGGCCUAGUGGGCAGAGCCGCGGAGGGGGCUUCUUCUCCCCGAGGGCAGCGUCUUGGGGCCCGGCCGCUGGCUGACCCGCAGCGGCUCCGGCCAUGCCUGGCUGGCCCUGGGGGCUGCUGCUGACGGCAGGCACGCUCUUCGCCGCCCUGAGCCCUGGGCCGCCGGCGCCCGCCGACCCUUGCCACGAUGAGGGGGGCGCGCCCCGGGGCUGCGUGCCGGGCCUGGUGAACGCCGCCCUGGGCCGCGAGGUGCUGGCGUCCAGCACGUGCGGGCGGCCGGCCACUCGGGCCUGCGACGCCUCCGACCCGCGACGGGCACACCCCCCCGCCCUCCUGACUUCCCCAGGGGGCACGGCCAGCCCUCUGUGCUGGCGCUCAGAGUGGCUGCCUCGGGCACCCCUCAACGUGACUCUCACGGUGCCCCUGGGCAAGGCUUUCGAGCUGGUCUUCGUGAGCCUGCGCUUCUGCUCAGCUCCCCCAGCCUCCGUAGCCCUGCUCAAGUCACAGGACCAUGGCCGCAGCUGGGCCCCUCUGGGCUUCUUCUCCUCCCACUGUGACCUGGACUAUGGCCGUCUGCCUGCCCCUGCCGAUGGCCCAGCUGGCCCAGGGCCUGAGGCCCUGUGCUUCCCUGCACCCCAGGCCCAGCCUGAUGGCAGCGGCCUUCUGGCCUUCAGCGUGCAGGACAGCAGCCCCCCAGGCCUGGACCUGGACAGCAGCCCAGUGCUCCAAGACUGGGUGACCGCCACCGACAUCCGUGUAGUGCUCACAAGGCCUAGCGCGGCGGGUGACCCCAGGGACAUGGAGGCCAUCGUCCCUUACUCCUACGCAGCCACUGACCUCCAGGUGGGCGGGCGCUGCAAGUGCAAUGGACAUGCCUCACGGUGCCUGCUGGACACACAGGGCCACCUGAUCUGCGACUGUCGGCAUGGCACCGAGGGCCCUGACUGCGGCCGCUGCAAGCCCUUCUACUGCGACAGGCCAUGGCAGCGGGCCACUGCCCGGGAAUCCCACGCCUGCCUCGCUUGCUCCUGCAAUGGCCAUGCCCGCCGCUGCCGCUUCAACAUGGAGCUGUACCGACUGUCCGGCCGCCGCAGCGGGGGUGUCUGUCUCAACUGCCGACACAACACCGCUGGCCGCCACUGCCACUACUGCCGGGAGGGCUUCUAUCGAGACCCUGGCCGUGCCCUGAGUGACCGUCGGGCUUGUAGGGCCUGCGACUGUCACCCCGUUGGUGCUGCUGGCAAGACCUGCAACCAGACCACAGGCCAAUGUCCCUGCAAGGAUGGCGUCACUGGCCUCACCUGCAACCGCUGCGCACCUGGCUUCCAGCAGAGCCGCUCCCCAGUGGCGCCCUGUGUUAAGACCCCUAUCCCUGGACCCACUGAGGACAGCAGCCCUGUGCAGCCCCAGGACUGUGACUUGCACUGCAAACCUGCCCGUGGCAACUACCGCAUCAGCCUAAAGAAGUUCUGCAGGAAGGACUAUGCGGUGCAGGUAGCGGUGGGCGCGCGCGGUGAGGCGCGCGGCGCGUGGACGCGCUUCCCGGUGGCCGUGCUCGCGGUGUUCCGGAGCGGAGAGGAGCGCGCUCGGCGCGGGAGCAGCGCGCUGUGGGUGCCCGCCGGGGAUGCAGCCUGCGGCUGCCCGCGCCUACUCCCUGGCCGCCGCUACCUCCUGCUGGGUGGCGGGCCUGGAGCCGCGGCUGGGGGCGCGGGGGGCCGGGGACCCGGGCUCAGCGCCGCCCGCGGAAGCCUAGUGCUUCCCUGGAGGGACGCGUGGACGCGGCGCCUGCGGAGGCUGCAGCGGCGUGAGCGGCGAGGGCGCUGCAGCGCCGCCUGAGCCCGCGGGCUGGGCAGGGCGGGCGCCGCUCCCACAUCCAGGCGCACGUUCACCCGGUGCCUUCGCCUGCCAGGAGUCCUUGCUCGCGUCGCGCGUGUCGCCACCUAGGCCGCCGCCGUCCCCGCCGGCAGCUCCCUCUGUACCUCCCGUCUGGCCCCGGGGGGAUGUGACCGGCGCAGCGACAGCCCGCCCCGCACAGAGGCGGGUGAUAUGGCACACCCAGAGGACCCUAUGGUCUCCUGCCCCCUGGCCGCUGGCCCUGUCCCAGGGGCACUGUGAUACCCGGAAGGCUGUGAAUUCCUCGUGAUGCCAGGCCCUCUCGGGGAUCUCAGAUCAUCCCCGGGGCCGCUGUGAUGCACACCCCCACCCGUGCAGCGACCCGCCAGGGAGCGCGCUGACCUCCCCAA
Macaca mulatta (Rhesus monkey) is the source of this 2477-nucleotide messenger RNA. It is a transcript of the gene NTN3, whose product is annotated as netrin 3. NCBI's taxonomy places the organism in Eukaryota, Metazoa, Chordata, Mammalia, Primates, Cercopithecidae. Gene Ontology annotation, cellular component: basement membrane. Gene Ontology annotation, biological process: dendrite development; tissue development; animal organ morphogenesis. The record is from RefSeq and is a predicted model, not a curated record. Gene Ontology annotation, molecular function: protein binding.